This is a messenger RNA of Labrus mixtus (cuckoo wrasse), 5027 nucleotides long. It is a transcript of the gene daxx, whose product is annotated as death-domain associated protein. The record is from RefSeq and is a predicted model, not a curated record. The transcript has 11 exons. Bases 363 to 2642 code for a protein of 759 amino acids. Gene Ontology annotation, molecular function: histone binding. NCBI's taxonomy places the organism in Eukaryota, Metazoa, Chordata, Actinopteri, Labriformes, Labridae.
CAGAGGCGUCGUUACUGUCACGUCUUUAGCGGGUAGACUUUCGAGCUCAAGCCGACAGAAUAUCGAAGUUGACGCGCUUUGUUUUGGUUAUCGGGAAGUCUUUGGGAUUUAAAAUACGAGUUUCAGAAGAAUCUCUUAAUCUGAACCCGACAAAUGACGUCAUAAAAACUAAAGACCCCGGAUGUUUUUUUUAACUCCUUUCUCUCACUCAGUCUUCAUAGUCACAAUGCUAACUAGCUAGCUAAUGCUAACGUAAGCUAACUCGACAGAAGAACCAUGAAUCGCGAUGAAACAGUUUCCUCUUUUGUCGUCACGUCAGUCAGCUCGUAAACAAGAGGUCGCAGAAACAAUAAACAUUUUUGAUGGCGGUGGCUCCCGCCUCGAUGGCGGAUAAGAUCAUAGUCCUUGAUGAUGAUGAAGAGGAUUCUCCUCCGCAGUCCCGCUCUGCCUCCACCCUGUCCUCUCCUCAUGUCACGACCCUCAGAGUUCAGCAGACGGCCCCUACCCACAUAACCAAGUCACCGUUUGCCUCAGCGAAGAAGGACGCACACGUCCUGCAGGCGGAGAAUCAGAGACUGUUCACUGAGUUUGUGGAGCACUGUUCAGUUCUCACUAAGGACUGCCCUGAGGUCUUGACCUUCCUCCAAGCCAAACAUUCAAAAUCCUCUCCCGACUUUCUGUCGUCCGUGGAGUUCAGGAACACCUUAGGACGAUGUUUAACUCGCGCUCAGGCCCACCGCUCCAAAACCUUCGUCUACAUCAACGAACUGUGCACUGUGCUCAAGCAGCAUGCAGCUAAGAAGAGGCAGACCCUCUCCAAGGUCGAGCCUGGGCCUUGUACCUCAACGUGGAAUUCUCUCCAGACUACCUCUGCUCUCCACAAAGGUAAAAACAAGACUAAAGAUGAGAGAGGGGAAGAGGAGGGGGAGGAGGAAGAAGAAGGGGGCGCACUGACCUCAGAGGAUAAACAGCCAUCCACCUCAGGGCUGCAGGAGGGCACCGAGGUCGACAAACAGGAGGAACAGGACGCAGAGAGAAAGGCAAACAGGGCAUCCAGGAAACAGAUAGCGUACCUGGAGAAACUACUGAAGGUGUACAACGAUGAGAUCUGCCGCCUGCAGAGGGCUGAGCUGAAUUUGGACGACAUGGGAACAGAAGACUCUUCGUACAUCCAGGAGCACAAACUCAAACGCAAGAUGAUGAAGAUUUAUGAGAAGCUGUGUGAGCUGAAGUGCUGCAACACACUAACAGGCCGAGUCAUCGAGCAGAAGAUCUCCUACAAAAGCACUCGUUACCCAGAGAUCAACAGGAAGAUUGAACGUUUCAUCAACAGUCCCGAGGCACUAAGGAACCCUCCGGAUUACCAAGACAUCCUCCAGCAGGUUCUGCGCGCCAACGAGCGCCACAACCUGUGCCUGAGCCGGAAACAGCUGAACCAGAUGGCCCAGGACGCUUUCAGAGAGACCGGGAGCCGCAUGCAGGAGAGACGUCACCUGGACCUGGUGUACAACUUCGGCUCGCCCCUCACUGACCCCUACAAACCUGCCACAGACCCGGCUCUGUCAGACCCCACACUGCUGCGGAAGCUGCGCUCCAACAGAGAAGUGGCUCUGACCCGUCUGGAGGAGGUCAUCACCAAGUACGCCGUCAAACAAGAAGACACGGAGGAGCAGGAGAGGAUCCGUCGACAGGAGAAAGACCGCAAGGACAAAGAGGGCCAUAAAUCGGAAAAGGAAGAGGAAAAAAACGAGGCCAACGGAGUGAAAGGGGAAGAAGAAGAAGAAGAAGACGAGGAGGAGGAGGAGGAGGAGGAAGAGGAUGAAGAAGAUGAUGAAUCUUCAGAUCCAGACAUUGAGGAAGAGAUUCAGGCCAGCACUCAGCAGGAAGGACCAGACGAUGAGAACGAGGAGGACGACAGCAACGAGGCGGAGAACGCAGGUGACGAAACCAACAAGGACGAUCAGACGGACGUGCUGUCAGGGAGCGUUUCUGCAGGGGACGAAGAAAACACAAAAGAUGAGGAUGAGGAUCCUGUCACAAGUGGACUCAGUCCUCUGUCUGAUGAUAGCGCGUCCCAAAUCUCUCCGCUGUCCGACAUGCCCUCCCCCAGACACAGCCCCAGCCAGUCAGAGCCAAGGCAGUCUAAUGACCACGUGCCCCUGUCCAAUGGUAACCUCACAGGAGUAAACGAGCCCGUGGAUUCCUCCAAUCAUGUUUCAGUUGUGCUGGUUAGCACAAGCAAAGUCACUACGAACCCGUCGGAAGGCUCCCCUGUAGCAGCCAAUGGGGUGUCUCCGUCACAGGAUGUCAUGAUAGAAAGUUGUAACACACAGACAACGACCGGCACAUCGCCGCCGCCCAGCCCCAGAGCCAUGAGGAGCCAGAAGAGGAAGAGAGAGGAUUCACCAUCAGAGAACUCCAAGAAACACAUCAUCAUCCAUGACAGUGAGGUAGACAUCCCUCUGGACAUGGGCGUUUUUAGCUGCAAUUCUCCACAGCAGGCCGAGUCCACCCGAGCAGACACCCCAACCCAGGAAAUGGUCACCAGCUCACAGAUGACUCCGCCUCCCAAGAAAAACAAGGUCAACGUGGCCACACAGUGUGACCCCGAGGAGACCAUCGUCCUCUCAGACUCAGACUGACCUCUCACUCUCCUGCAGGACUCCUCCCCCUCUCACCUGGAUAUAUUUUUUUGAAACUACUUUUAUACAGACCGUCUUUGUCUGCUGGCUCGUGAAGACUUGUUAAAGCUCAGUGUUUUCCAAUUCAAGACGUGAAGAUGAAGUUUCUUCAAUGACAGCAGCCUUUCACUCGCUGUGAGCGACGGGGGAUCACUCUGAGUUUAGUACCUCGUGUCACUUACAUUCUACCAAACAGAAGCCCAGACGAGUGUUUUUGACUCAAAUAAAAUGAUCAAUUUUGAAAGAAAGCUGCUUUAACUGCAUGAGUUUUUUUGGGGAGACAUAGAUAUCAGGGUUUUGGCGCUCUUUCUUGGUUGAUUAAUUUACUGGAACUUAAGUUUGUGUGGUCUGGGAAAGAUACCAGUGCCUGGAAACAUGAACUGUGCAGCGGGAUGCGUGGCUUCGAUGAGGGAGUUUUGUUUUCUCGGACACUCGACUGGCGAGGCCUGUGAAGCCUGGCUGCCUGUUUGUUUACAUUUUUAUAUCUCAAUCCAGUUUAUUUCUCUAAAGGGGGGAGGGGAGUGGUUGUUUGUAUGGGAAUACUUUUGAUAUUUGUAUAGUUUUAUUUGCUGUUGAUAUUUAUGCAUUGAAUUAGUCCGCUGCAUUGACAUGUUGAACUUUACCUUUAAGUUCCUCCUCCAAACACUUUUCUGGUUUUUAGGUUUGUAAUAAAAGUGAGUUGUUUUUUUUAAUUCAGAGAUUUUUCUGCUGAAGGUCAGGUGAAAAGUUUCCUGAUGGUUUUUGGUUUGAAUCAAAGACUGUAUUUACAAACGGACAGCGAGCCUCAGACUCCUGUUGAACGGGAUGAAGCCAAAAUGUCAUUCAUCCAACCAGAGUGUGCAGCAGGGACUAGCUGGAAGAGCCGCUCUAUUGACACUUCUGCUGAUGAAUACACGCUUACCGUUAAAACAGCAAAGCCCCCUCAGGUCAGUACGGUCCACAGCAGAACAGAUUCUUCUCGGUCUGAAGCAGACACUCACGGUUGUCUAAGUUCUAGGACUCUUGUGUUUGUUAGAUUUCCUGCUGUUCUCUGCUAAUCCGCUGCACAAAGCUCAGCAGGAGCCUCAUUCAUCAAUAGAGCUGUCAAUCAUGACAUGGUGUGCUGUUUGAUGGCAUCAAAUCACUAACUGAAAUCGAGCAUAUGCAAACUGAAAACGGUCAUGUUAUAGAAAAAUGUACGACGUGCAUCAGCUCUAAAUCUCUUGGCUUCACUCGCGGCGACGCGUUCUGCUGUCCGUUCUUUAUACAGUCUAUGGUUCGAAAGACUUGCAAACUUUUCAAAAGUAAAUCAAAAUUUCUCCUAUCAUCAAUAAAUCCGCUGAACUAUUUUGUUAGGCGUAUAUAUUUGUUCUUUCUCUGUGCCAAAGGGAUCAAUGUUUCCCACAAACUCUUAAACGCAUCAAUGAGCCUUCGUCCGGUGCUUCGUUUCAGCACCGGACAUUAUCCUACAGUAUGAUCAACAUAAAUAAGCUUUGAUUUCUUUCUUUGUCAGAAACUUUAGAGAUCUCUUGUUAGACAGAAAAGCGGAUCAUGUUUGACCCUAUUUUCCAGAUUUGUGUUUUCUUUAGGAAUAAUGACGUUGGAAGGUUUAGUUUUGUUUUGUCGUCAUGAGAAACGUGUCAAACGAUCCCGCCUUGUCCUUUGAGAAGCUAAGAGAGAGUCCUCAUUGUGACUCUGAUUGUUUCUACCUGAACUGCUUCCUGUGGCUUCAUUAACAACAUUUACUCACCUACUCACAGUUUGAGCCCUCCACAGAGACAGAGACGGCUCUUUUGAUUUAUUUUUGUAUUUAUUUGAACCGUCUUUGACAAAUUAAGGAUCCUAAACAUCCGACUGCGAUGGAGAUCUCAACAUACUGUCCUGAUCCUCACUCUGAAUUGUCAUCAACAAUCUGAAAGCAGAUCUGUCUUCCUGACACAUGAGGUGAUUCUGUUUCCUCUAAAUUCUCAUUAUGAAGCAGAGAUGUGAUUGCAGAUGUUUCCUCCUGUUAAUACACUGGGUUUUCAGAUACAUUCAUGUUUCUGUGAUUUGCUCUCACAUGCCGUGUUGAAUUUGAGAAAUUAGAUUUUAUUACGACCUGUGUGUGUCUGUCUGUCUGUCUGUCUGUGUAUAUCUGUUCCACACCACGUUAUUUCUUUUUCCCCCUCUCUGAGUCUCAUUUAAAUAUGUUUUGAUGUGCAGGUGAAAUUACAUUUUGGGGCUAAUUCUCUUUAGAGUAACUAGAAUGUAGACCUGGGAUGUAGUUGUUGUAGCUACGACCCGUCAGGCCUCGUUUAUUCAGAGGAGUGAUCCAUCGUCCACUGUGAACUUUUUCUUUUUUUGAUAAUAAAUGAUACUUUUUUACAA